Messenger RNA from Biomphalaria glabrata, 1006 nucleotides. Its product is annotated as protein dpy-30 homolog. The transcript is spliced from 4 exons. Gene Ontology annotation, cellular component: Set1C/COMPASS complex. The record is from RefSeq and is a predicted model, not a curated record. The coding region runs from base 42 to 347 and encodes 101 amino acids. Lineage: Eukaryota; Metazoa; Mollusca; Gastropoda; Planorbidae.
UUAAAAUCAAAGGGAGAUAAUGACUUCCCUUAGAAACAAACAUGGCGGAAGAAUCAGUAUCAAGGCCUGUAAGCGUUGCACAACUAUCAAAUAUAAAUGAUCCAAUGGAAUCUCAAGAUAUACCAGACAAUAUUCAGAAAAUUAUUGCCAGUGAAAAAGAAGCUUUGGAAGUUCCAGCCAAACGCCCUAAAGUAGAUGUACAGUCAUUACCAACUAGAGCUUAUCUUGAUCAAACUGUGGUUCCAAUACUCUUAUCUGGCAUGUCUGUGUUGGCCAGAGAGAGACCCCCCAAUCCCAUUGAAUUUCUGGCAGCUUACUUGCUGAAGAACAAAGAUCAGUUUGAAUGAGCUCUCAUCCAUCAGCCAGACUUUGUUUCACAUCUAGUUUGUUUGUCCCUUCUUCGACUCUGGCAGUUGUUAAUAAUAGUACACUGUCAAGAGAACUGAGUAGGGAAACAAGCUGUUUAUUUCUUUAGUGUUAAAUUAUAUUUGUAUUCUUCCAAGUUCAAUUCACAUACAUCACCUUUGUUGUAUGACAUUCAUCUGCUUGAAAGAUUGUUUUAAAUGGAUCCAGUCACAUCAUUUGUUUACAAACAAAAAGUAAUAUGUUAAUGAUAUAUAUAUAGUCAAGUCAACAAAAAGUAUCAAUGUUAAGGAUGUUUUAUUGUUACAUCACAAAGCUGCUAGAGGAUACAAACAAAAUUAUUAGCUAGUGUAAAUGUAUUUCUAAAAAGAUUGUUACGGAAAUGUACUAAUCUAUUUCAAAGGUUAAAUUAACAUCAAUCUAUAGACUUUGUAUAAAGAUAGAAAAAAGAUAAAUAUAUAUCCCCACAAAAAAAUGUCCAAGUCAUCUAUCAUUGUCAUGUACAUCAUUGUGUAAAUAAUCAUCUGUAAACAAUACAAAUGUUUUGUGCUUUUAUGGUUUCUGUCUAGAUUGAAAUUAAAAGCAAAAAUGUAUAGCAGUAAAAUAUGUUACAAAAUAAAUUUUGAUGUUUUUUAAUACUAAA